UUACGCUUGCCAGCCAUUUUAAAGGGAAUUACAAACAAAAUUUUUGUCAGUACACAGCGCGAUCACUAACAUCGGGACUCGAAAAUACGUAAUGUGAAAAAUAUUUUAUUCGACCAUGACUGUCGUAUGUCCGGAUGGUCGUAAGUCGAGGAGAGACCGUAUAUGAAUGGGGAUAAUUAGUAGAAAUAUAGUUAUCCCAAGUUGAGAUUGAAAUCACAAAUAUGGAUAUUACCAGUUUUAAGUUUAGUGUUUGUUGUAUUAUCAAUGUCUACCCACAAAUUGAGAUCUGGUUACAUGUUCCUUGUUGUUCAUUAAUAUCGGUGGUAUUGUCAAAUGUGUAAAAAUGCUAUCUUUAGUGUCCAACAAAUAGUAAAACAGUUGUUGAGUGUCUACCAUACUACCUGGGUGGUGGCAGUCUACCCUUCUGAGUACAAUAGUUAUUUUAAUAGGUGGUGUUUAGGAAUAUGGUUCUCCCAGGUUAAUCCAUUGUAAAGAAUAUAACUAAGCCAUGAGAAAUAUUGAGAGUAAGAUGAAUGAUAAGAAACAGUAAUGAUAUUAAACCAAUAAUUAAGAUAUAAAAAGAAAAAUAAAGAAUAUUGAAAUAAAUAAUUAAAUAAUGACACUGAAAGAAAGACCAAUAAGUAAGAAAAGUAAAAGAUAGAAAGUGAAGUAAUGCGCACACUGAAAUAAAGAGAGAGAAAUAUAUUAACUUAGAAAAUAUAAGUAAAGAAAGUGAUGUAGAAAUAAUAUAACAGAAGGUACUAGAUGUUUGGACUCAAAUUCUAGAACAAGGCAGAAAUAUCAACAAUAUACAGUAUACCUGGAUUUUUGCCAAUGCUUUCGACAGUGUGCCCCAUGAAAGUCUGAGAAUUAAACUGGAAGGGAACAGGAUUCAGGGAAGUAUCUUAGCGUGGAUCAGAGACUUUCUGCAUGACGGCAAUUGGUGCGUGGUGAUAAAUGGUACGAAAUCGUCAUGUGUACCUGUGACUAGCGGGGUACCGUAGGGCAGUGUAUUGGGCCCAUUGUUGUUUGUCUGUUUCGUUAAUGACAUGCCAGAAGCUAUACACUACUCCAUACAAAUGUUUGUAGACGAUGCCAAGUUUUUAUGGAAAUUAAGAACCAAACAGACUGUGAAGAGUUGCAGAAAGAUCUCCAUGAGUUUCACGAAUGGUCGAGGAAAUGGCUGCUAAAAUUCAAUGUCACAAAGUGCAAAAGGAUGCACCUGAGAGACACUAAUAGUAAGGAGGCGUAUCACAUGUCCCAACAGGACGAAGAGACUGCAUUAAUUGAGACCGAAUGAGAAAAGGACCUGGGCGUGUAUGUCGACAAUGAACUUAAGUUCUUGGGCCAUUGUGAGAAGGUGAAUAAGGCACUGAAACUAGUAGGUCUUAUGAGAAGGUCAUUUAGAUAUCUGGAUGGUCCGUCACUCGUCACGAUCUUCAAGAGUGAGAUGUUUCCACUCCAAGUCCCUGUGGUAUGCUGGAGACUGUCAAUUAAUAGAAAAUGUCCAAAGGAGGGUCACCAAGCUGAUGCCUGCUCUAUGGAACCUUCGUUACCCAGAGAGAUUGGAGUGCCUGCAACUACCUAGCUUACACUACAGACGGGCGAGGGGCGACCUAAUCGAAGUGUAUAAACAUCUCGGAGGGCACUAUGUACUCGGUUAAAUGUACAAACCUGGAUCUGGCUUAUUGUUAUGGAAGGUGAAGACGUUUUUGUUCUGCCAGACGAUACUGGGCCAAGUGGGCCUGUUGACAGUGUUGAGGAGCCUGCAGUGGCUGUGAGUGAGGCCGUUGAGGCGGAGGCCGCUCAGGCUGAGGGCCAGGCCCAGGAGUCUCAGAGCCCGUGGCCCCACCUGAAUGACUACUUUGUCCUUAAGUCAAGGGAUAAGAGGAAUGCCAACAUCUUGUACUUCCAGUGCUUCAUGUGCCAGCCCAAGGAGACCACCAUCAAGGGACAGGCGACAAGCCUCUACAACUUGAAGUCGCAUGUCAAGAGGAAACACCCAGCGCAUGCCAUCCAGUUUGAGGAGAGGAUCAAGGCUGGCUCUUCCCGUGGGAAACACAGGCAGUCUUCUGGUAGCGGUGCCAGUAGCAAGAGCAGCAGCCAGUCGUCGCGGCCACCUGCAAAGAAACCACGCCAGCCCACCAUUGGCGAGGUGUUUGGCGAAUCAGCUGCUGGCACUGGCGUCCGUCAGUCUGUGGUGGACAAAAGGAUUGUGGACCUGUUUGUCUGCAACAUGCUACCGCUGCACGUAGUGGAGUCCCCAACCUUUGUCAGCCUGAUCAAGACGCUGAACCCCAGCAAGACGUCGAUGUCCCGCCGCACCCUGGGCAAGAAGAUCUUGGGCAGCCAUAAACAGCUGGAGGAGUAUCUUAUAAGAUUGCUCAAGGAUGUUCCCUGGGUGGCGACCACCGCGGACUGCUGGUCGGCCCACAACAAGUCCUACCUGGGGAUGACGGCACAGUGGCUGGACCCCAAGACCCGCAAGAGACAGCACGCCGUCCUAGCCUGCUCUCGGAUUAGAGGGCAUCACACUUUUGAUGUUCUCUCCGAGGCCAUGGUGGACACCCAUUACAAGUUCCACCUGCAGGACAAGGUGACCAGGACCACGACGGACAACGGCAGCAACUUCGUCGAGGUGUUUGUGCAGUUUGGCACUGAAGCCGAACUCUUGCCGGACAUUCCCAAGCCUGCUGCCGAUCCAGACGUGGAGGGCGUCGAGAAUGUGGACCUGGACGCGGAUCCUGAGGCUGGUGGUGUGGACGAAGUUGAGUACAUCUCUGUCGAUUCCGCCCUUGACGAGUCCAGCGGCCUGGGCCUCGACCUGCCAGUGCACAUGAGGUGCGCAGCCCACACUUUCAACUUGAUAGCCAGCGUGGAUGCUGACAAGGCUCUUGACAGUGCUUCGUUCAAGUCGGCCUACAGGAAGGCUAUGUCCAAGGCACAGGCGCUGUGGAACCUGCAGAGCCGCAGCACAGUGGCGGCAGACAGCAUUCUGGACGCGUUGAAGAGGAGGUUGGUGGUCCCCAACAUUACCAGAUGGAAGUCGACCUAUGACUCUGUUGUUGUCCUCAACAAUCUGCUGGAGAAGAAGAGGGGAGCUAUCCACAGGGUGAUGACGCAGCUGAAGCUGCAGACCUUCACUGAUUCUGAGGUCGACUUCCUGACGGAGUACGCCCAGGUGAUGUCCAAUGUUGCCAAGGCCUUGGAUAAGAUCCAGGGGGAGGACCAGGCCUAUCUAGGGAGCCUUCUGCCAACUAUAGCGGCUACCGUCAUGAAGUUGAAGGAGGCCAAGUCCAAACGUCUCCUAUACUGCAGUCCUCUGGUAGACGCGAUACUGGCAGGCAUCACGAAAAGGUUUGGGCUCCUCCUAGAAGACCAGGAGUGCCAGCUGGCUGCUGCCUUCCACCCCAAGUUUCGCCUGUUCUGGCUGGAGCAGUAUAAUAACAACCAGCUCACCAGGGUAAAGAACGCCAUGGAGACCGUCGUGGAGAGAGCCCUGAUGGAGACCAGUGAGGAAGGCAGCAGCACCACCAGCAAUGAGGAUGAGGAAGAUGACUUCUUCAGCAGCAUCAUUCAGUCCCAGGAGAGCAGGAGCCACAGGUCACUGAAGUCCAAGGCACAGAACUUGGUGAAGACCUGGCUGGAGGCUGGCUCGAAGGAGGUCCUGACUGACGUCGCCUUCUUGGGUGAGCAGGUCUUGAUCGACCUGUUCAACAAGUAUAACACAGCCAUUCCAUCCAGUGCUGCAGUUGAGUGCCUAUUCUCUAUAGGCAAAGAUGUCUUGAGGGCCAAGAGAGCCACCCUGUCAGAUGGCAACUUUGAGAGGCUGAUGUUUAUGAAGGGCAACCAGCAUCACGUCGAGGCGAUGGAGAAGACCCAGCCACUGCAGCUGGAGUGAAUGGAAUUAUUCGAUUAUUAAAGUUUAAUAUAUAUUUUUUUUUUUACAGUAAGUAAAGACUGUCAGUGUAUGUUGAAAGACUCAUAGAAUGUAAUUGUAAACUAAUGUAUAAUUUAAUUUCUCAUUUAUUUGUUAAUUUAAUAUUUUUUUGUCACUAUAUUUGAUAGAUAAUGAAAAAUAAUAUUUAGUCUAAAUUAGUUUGGAUAUGCUUAAUUAAGCUGGGUGUUUGAAACAGUUAGCAUCUCGCAUGAAACAAAGAUCAACCAUUGCAAUAAACAUAAUGACUAACUCUCCCCACAAAAAGAACAAAACACUACACAGUAAUUUAAAAUUACUGUACUUAGAUUCCGAAAGAUCUGAGGCACAAAAGAAAACUAGUGUCGUUUUACUUAAUAUAUUUUUAGGUUAUAGUUAUUUUUGUUCUUAUGAAUAAAUCUGAGUGAAA
This is a messenger RNA of Homarus americanus (American lobster), 4346 nucleotides long. RefSeq lists its product as uncharacterized. The record is from RefSeq and is a predicted model, not a curated record. NCBI's taxonomy places the organism in Eukaryota, Metazoa, Arthropoda, Malacostraca, Decapoda, Nephropidae. The coding region runs from base 1694 to 3901 and encodes 735 amino acids. The transcript has 2 exons.